AUGGCAACAUUAGCCACAAAUGGUGAUGAGAGCGAAGAGAGGCAUGCUACGAUGGAUUGGGAGCAGCUAUCCUAUGCCGUAAUCCCAACGGAUUACAUGUACGUGAUGAAAUCCAAUCCAGACGGCACCUUUUCCGAUGGAGCUCUCGUACCAUUUGGAACCAUCGAAAUCAAUCCCCAUUCCUCUGUUUUGAAUUACGGACAGGGAUUGUUCGAGGGGAUGAAGGCAUACAGAACACCAACCGGUGAGGUGCAGAUAUUCAGGCCGGAGGAGAAUGCCAUUCGCAUGCAGAUGGGAGCUGAGAGGCUUCUGAUGGCCUCACCAACUGUUGACCAGUAUGUUGAUGCUGUCAAACAAGUUGUCCGUGCCAACAUGCGCUGGGUGCCUCCUCAUGGAAAAGGAACACUCUACAUUAGGCCAUUGCUAUUCGGAAGUGGAUCUGUCAUGGGUAUUGCACCUGCACCACAAACCACUUUCUUAAUAUUCACCAAUCCAAUUGCCAAUGCCUACAAGGGAACCUCUACUUCCUUAAGCUUGUUGGUUCAUCAUUCACUUCCUCGCGCCUUCCCCGGUGGAACUGGCGGAAUAAAAAAUAUAAGCAAUUAUUCACCGGUAUUCCAAGUGGUAAAGGAAGCAAAGGCCAAAGGAUUCUCUGAUGUGCUGUUUCUAGACGCAGUAGAACACAAGUAUGUUGAGGAGGUUUCUUCAUGUAAUGUUUUCAUAGUUAAGGGUGACAAGAUUUCAACUUCACCCACCGCUGGAACAAUUCUCCCCGGAGUCACAAGGAAAUCUAUCCUUCAACUUGCUCUUGAAUUGGGCUACCAGGCCGAAGAAAUCAGAAUUUCAGUGGAUGAAUUUCUUGAAGCUGAUGAGGUCUUUUGCACUGGAACUGCUGUUGGCAUCUCUGACGUGUGCAGUGCAACCUACAUGGAUAAAAAAGUUGAAUUCAAGACAGGAGAGAACACAGUGACGAGGAAGUUGUUUGAAACGAUUAGAGGGAUCCAAAAUGGUCUAACAGAAGAUAAUAGGGGAUGGGUAGUCAAGAUUGAUUGA
Messenger RNA from Arachis duranensis, 1053 nucleotides. Its product is annotated as branched-chain-amino-acid aminotransferase 6-like. The record is from RefSeq and is a predicted model, not a curated record. Gene Ontology annotation, biological process: branched-chain amino acid metabolic process. Bases 1 to 1053 code for a protein of 350 amino acids. The transcript has 5 exons. Gene Ontology annotation, molecular function: branched-chain-amino-acid:2-oxoglutarate transaminase activity. Lineage: Eukaryota; Viridiplantae; Streptophyta; Magnoliopsida; Fabales; Fabaceae.